CUCGAGGCUCCGCCACCGCUAGCUCCGGCCCUUAUUAUUUUGCGGGUUCAGACGAAUUUCCUCCACCACCAGCUCUACAGUGUAUUUCUUUCCAACAUUCCGUGUUUUUAUUCACAAAACUUUCCUAAAAUACAAACUCUGACGCCUUCCGGGACGGGAAGGCGCUUUCCGCGAUGGAAAACCUCGCGGAGAACGACAUGCUUGUCGAUGAUUAUGACCAAUACCCUGCCGAAAAGACCGAUGUCGUCGUCGUUUCCCGGUCGGGAUCCGACGAGCCUGAGUCCGCACCGACCGCAGAUGACCCGUGGCAACUGAAUGAGAUCGCCCUCGAGAAAUACACUGCCUAUUUACUUGUUUAUACUGAAUGGUCGCUAAUCGAGAGCCCCGAUGCAUAUAGACGCGGCGAUGAUGGCAAAGGUCCUCCCCAGAACCCGGACCUCGAAACCCUAGACGAGGUCUACAACUCAUGGCACUUGUCAGAAUGGCGGAAAAUGGAUCGCAAGUCACACGGACCCAUCUUCCGAUGCGGUGGUUCCCCCUGGCGCAUCCUCUUUUUCCCCUAUGGCAAUCAAACCGAAUACGCCUCGUUUUACCUUGAACAUGCGUGGGAGGACGGACCUCCGGAGAACUGGUACGCUUGUGUGCAGUUCGGGCUGGUGUUGUCAAAUGUGAACGAUCCUUCUAUUUAUACACACCACGUUGCGACACACCGUUUCACCGCCGAGGAAGGGGACUGGGGUUUCACUCGAUUUGCCGACCUCAAAGGUCUGUUUAGCCAUGCGUGGGAAGGGAAAUCAGUUCCGUUGGUGCAGGAUGAUGAGGCAAUUAUCACGGCCUAUGUUCGUGUGGUGAAAGAUCCCACGGGAGUCUUGUGGCACAGUUUCCAAAAUUACGACUCCAAAAAAGAGACUGGAAUGGUGGGAUUGAGGAACCAAGGAGCUACAUGCUACUUGAACUCGCUUUUGCAGUCGCUUUAUUUCACAAACGCUUUCCGCAAGGCCGUGUACCAAAUACCGACUGACCAGGAAGCUACGCGUGAGAACAGCGCGUGGGCCCUCCAGAGACUAUUCUACAACCUGCAGACCAACGACGUUGCUGUUUCCACAACCGAGCUCACCGCAUCCUUUGGCUGGCAAUCCAGCCAGAUCUUUGAACAGCAAGAUGUACAGGAGCUCUCACGAAAGCUCAUGGAAAGAUUGGAGCACAAGAUGAAAGGUACAGUUGCAGAAAAAGUCCUGCCUGAUCUGUUCGUCGGAAAAACAAAAACGUAUAUUUCUUGCAUCAAUGUCGAUUACGAGUCUUCUCGCGUGGAAGACUUCUGGGAUAUUCAACUCAAUGUUCGAGGCAACAAGAGCUUAGAUGACAGCUUCAGGGAUUACAUUCAGCCAUACGGUCUGCAAGACGCUAAGAAGGGCGUCAUCUUCGAGAGCUUCCCUCCCGUUCUGCAUCUUCAUCUCAAACGUUUCGAGUACGACCUCAACCUCGACAUGAUGGCCAAGGUCAAUGAUUAUCACUCAUUCCCUAUGGAGUUCGAUGCGGCCCCUUAUCUUUCUGAGAGUGCCGACAAGUCGGAGUCCUGGAUUUACCAAUUGCACGGCGUUCUCGUCCACAGCGGUAACCUCGAUGCCGGGCAUUACUAUGCCUUCCUCAAGCCCACCAAGGAUGGACACUGGUACCGCUUUGAUGAUGACCGAGUCAACCGAGCUACUGACAAGGAAGUCCUGGACGAGAACUACGGAGACUCCCAGCAGCGCACGAACGGCACUGGAGGACGAUCCGCUAUGCGCACUAACAACGCCUACAUGUUGGUUUACAUCCGGAAGACGAGACAGGAUAAUGUAUUAUUACCGGUCGCAAAGGAUGACGUGCCCUCUCACAUUGAGAAGCGUAUGACUGAGGACCGGGCGGAGAUGCUGCGUCGGAAGAAAGAGAGAGAAGAAGCUCACCUUUACAUGAAUAUCGGCAUGCUUAACGAAGAUUCAUUCCGAAGCCACCACGGCUUCGAUCUGACUAGCAAUGACCUACCCGCGGAUGAUCCAGCCCUUCCCACGCAAUACAAGGUUCUUCGGGCAAAGAAGGUCGGUGAAUUUGCACAGGAAAUCGCCGAAGAACGAGGUCUCAAACCAGAAGCCAUUCGAUUCUGGGCCAUGGUCAACCGUCAGAACAAGACAACCCGACCCGAUCAGGUGAUCCGCGAUCAGGAAAUGACUCUUGAGGAGGCUUACAACAAAUGUGGCACUAAAGGCCAGCUGUUCCGCUUGUGGGUGGAAGUGGCACCGACCGGCGCAGACGGACAACCUACUCCGUGGCCCGAUAAUGACUCGAUUCUCGUUUUCCUCAAAAACUUCGACAUUGCCGCCCAGACCUUGACUGGUGUCUGCUCUGUCUACGUUCAGAAGACCCAGAAGGUGAGCGAGCUGGCCCCGACAAUUCUUUCCAAGAUGGAUUGGCCGGCCGGUACAGAGUUCAUGCUCUUUGAAGAGAUCAAACAUACCAUGAUCGACGUCAUGAAACCUAAGCAGACUUUCCAACAAUCUGAAAUUCAAGACGGCGACAUCAUUACUUUCCAGCGCGCAAUCAAAGAGUCCGAACUGCCAGCAUCGGCACUUUACACGGACGCUCGGCAAUUCUACGAUUAUCUUUUGAACCGCAUGGAAAUGACCUAUGACCAGUUCGCCAAGAAGGUUGGUGAGCAUCUCCAGGUGGAUGAGACUCAUCUUCGAUUCGCGCCCGUGAUGGCCAGUACUGGCAAGGCCAAGCCUUUCCUGAAGCGAAACGUCAAUCAGAACCUCUCACAAAUCCUUAACGGCCAAUAUGGUGCCUACGGGUACACCAUGCACCGGGCAGACGCAUUGUACUACGAGAUACUGGACAUGAGUUUGAGUGACUAUGAGAGUAAGAAGUGCUUUAAAGUCACAUGGCUGCCCGAUGGUAUCACCAAAGAGGAAAUUGUUGAGGUCUUGGUUUCCCGUAGCGGCACCGUGGCAGAUCUUCUGGCUGCGUUGCAGCAGAAGCUGGAACUUGGCGAAGAGCCGAUCCGGGUUGCCGAAACACACAGUGGGAAGGUCUAUAAAGAGCUCCGGGAAGACCAAAACGUGGCUGCCAUUAACGACUACGCCACACUCUACGCCGAAAAGAUCCCAUCCGAAGAAUUGAAUUUGGACACCGAGGAUCGCGUCAUUAGCGUGUUCAGCUUCGAUCGCGAGCCCAACAGGACUCACGGAAUUCCCUUCAAGUUCGUUGUGAAGCCCGGAGAACUUUUCGCCGAGACAAAGAAACGGCUGUCUGCCCGCACACAGAUCAAGGGCAAGAACUUCGAGAAGAUCAAGUUCGCUGUGGUCCCCCGGACAUCUUUCUCUAACGCCAAGUAUCUCGAAGAUGGCGAUAUCUUGUCAGAUGUAGCGGCUGGUGCCGACGACUUCCUGGGUCUUGAUCAUCCCAACAAGAGCCGGAGCUUCUGGGGCAAGAGUGAUGGAUUCUCCAUUCGUUAAACAAGGGUUAAAGUCAUGGCGCUUGGGGGUUACGAGUUGAAGGAGGGCUGUAUGCUGCAAUCCGGUACAUUAGCAGCGACGCCCUGAUGCGAUGAUCAUGCCUUUUUCUUAUUUUUGCGUAUUAUCUUAUGUAACCAGCUGAAGUAGAAGACAACCCC
Messenger RNA from Penicillium mononematosum, 3649 nucleotides. Its product is annotated as ubiquitin-specific protease UBP15. Gene Ontology annotation, biological process: protein deubiquitination; regulation of protein stability. Lineage: Eukaryota; Fungi; Ascomycota; Eurotiomycetes; Eurotiales; Aspergillaceae. The record is from RefSeq and is a predicted model, not a curated record. Gene Ontology annotation, molecular function: protein binding; cysteine-type deubiquitinase activity; cysteine-type endopeptidase activity. Bases 174 to 3491 code for a protein of 1105 amino acids. Gene Ontology annotation, cellular component: cytosol; nucleus. The transcript has 12 exons.